Molecule: messenger RNA, 600 nt
Organism: Aspergillus melleus
Lineage: Eukaryota; Fungi; Ascomycota; Eurotiomycetes; Eurotiales; Aspergillaceae
Exons: 1
Coding region: 1-600 (199 amino acids)
Source: RefSeq, a predicted model, not a curated record
AUGAGUGGAAGCAGCUCUCCAGACUACAAGGCUCUUUUCCUCAAGGCAGAGGAGGAAAGGAAGCGGGAGGCCGAGCUGAGACGGCAGGCAGAGGAACGCAACCGACCGACGACUUUUCCAGAGUUUAUCCAGCAUUGCCACGAUCUCCUUCGGAGGCCACUCCGAGCCCAAACACCGUCUCGCUCAACGACAGGCAGAAUUCCCGCUCCUAUCGGAAAACACUGUCCCCUACGACUGCGUCCGUGGACUGACUGUGAGCAUAAACAGCGGGAGAUUUACGAAUCUGUUUGCCGUUACCUGCAGCCAGUAGGAGAAGACGCAUCACAGUUAUUCACGUCACUUGUUGCGUUGGAAGACUAUGGUCGACGAUUCGCACGUCGACUGAUAAGUAGCGAACAAGAUCUCGAGACCUACGAGCGACUUACCGUCGAAGACUAUGUGUACGAUAUUGUCGCCGGGUUGUGCAAAAUAUCAGAGUCUCGCGAGGAGUUCCGGUUAGGCAACGGAGUGUGGUUUGAUAAUUACGCUAAUGCUCUGGAGGAAGACGAUGAAGUCGAUGCUAGCGAGUCAUUAACCACGAACCCUUCGAAGCCUGAUUAA